AUGACAGCAAGUACUUAUCUCGUCAUUUCGUUAAUUAUCGGUCGAGUCAAAAGUUUGUUACCUAUUUUCUUGCACAUCGAGCACGAAUCAUUUUCUGAUUCAUCAAAGUAUAUUCCGAUGGCGAAUCUAACAUCAAUGACUUCUAAUUACACCUCUCUAUUAUCAACUGAAUCCAAUCCUAUCCAAUUCUUCUUUACACACAUCUACUUGCUGUUAUUAGUAAUUGCCGGAUGUAUCGGCAAUGGUUUUGUUAUUAUUAUCUUCGGCCAACGAGCCUUACGAACAACAAUUGGAACAACGAUGUCCGUAUAUCCGUUUCUAUUCUACAUGGCUAUAUCAGAUACGAUGUAUUUAUCGGUAUUGUUUUGUUUAUGGUUGACAAAUUAUAUCAAUAUUUUACAUCGUCCAAUCAUUUGUCAAUCAAGUUUAUACCUAACGUACGUUUGUAAUUUUAUCAAUGCGUAUUAUACAGUUGCAUUCACGGCUCAACGUUUAUUUGCUGUUACACAGCCGAUUCGUGUUUCUUACGUUCUCUCAUGGUACCGAUCACGUUGUUUAGCUUUAUGCAUCGUUCUCAUUGCCUGUUUGAUCUAUUCGUACAUUCCAUUCAUUGUUGGUAUUGUCGGUGGAUAUUGUUAUUCCUACGAAAGAUUUCGUAAACUAAAUGCGAUCAUGGAUAUUAUCGACUGUUUGAUUGUUUUCCUCAUUCCGUAUAUGAUGAUUAUAACCAUGAAUGCAAUCAUCUUGAUAUCACUACGACGAAUGAGAAAUAACCAGCAUCAACUGUUGUUUCAAACGAACAACUGUCAAUUGAAGAAGUUUCAUGUUUUAACACGAUGCAAAGCGUCGCGUUCAAUGACCAAGUUAUUGUUAACUGUCUCGACAUCGUAUCUAAUUGUUUGCGCACCAUAUGCGUGUAUUCAUACAUGGCGUCUACUGUCUAAUGAUGAAAGAUUUCAAACGAAAUUUUUUAAACAAAUGGAACAUUAUUUUCAUUUGAUUUAUCACAUUUCAUUUGCGAUGAAUUUUUAUAUUUACAUUUUUUUCGGUUCAAAAUUCCGACGAGAAUUAAGACGAUUUUUAAUCAAAUGUCAAAUUAAAAUGUCGCAUUAUUUUGAGACGAUUAACGUUUAUGAUAAUGAUACGUCGAUCAAUCCGACUAAUUCAUUGAACUAUGAACAAUUUCAGCUGAUCCGUCAUCCAACAACAUCAUCAAUACGUACGACAGGUAGUUUUACAAUCGGAUACCGAUGGAAACAGCCACAACUAUAA
Molecule: messenger RNA, 1272 nt
Organism: Adineta ricciae
Lineage: Eukaryota; Metazoa; Rotifera; Eurotatoria; Adinetida; Adinetidae
Source: the annotation of a GenBank genome assembly